Messenger RNA from Odocoileus virginianus texanus, 446 nucleotides. Lineage: Eukaryota; Metazoa; Chordata; Mammalia; Artiodactyla; Cervidae. The record is from RefSeq and is a predicted model, not a curated record.
UGGCUUUCCCCUCGGACGACGAUGACAAGAUCGUCGGGGGCUACACCUGCGCGGAGAAUUCUGUGCCUUACCAGGUGUCCCUGAACGCUGGCUACCACUUCUGCGGCGGCUCCCUCAUCAGUGACCAGUGGGUGGUGUCCGCGGCUCACUGCUACCAGUACCGCAUCCAGGUGAGGCUGGGAGAACACAACAUCGACGUCGUGGAAGGUGGUGAGCAGUUCAUCGACGCGUCCAAGAUCAUCCGCCACCCCAAGUACAGCAGCUGGACUCUGGACAAUGACAUCCUGCUGAUCAAACUCUCCACGCCUGCGGUCAUCAAUGCCCGGGUGUCCACCUUGGCUCUGCCCAGCGCCUGUGCACCUGCAGGCACCGAGUGCCUCAUCUCUGGCUGGGGCAACACCCUGAGCAGCGGCGGUGAGUGGGAUCCUCACGUCUUCACCCUCUGA